AAUGUUCUAUUAUUGAGGGUGGAACUAAAAAGGUUUAAAUAAAAAAACGUUCGAGUUUUACAGGAGAAUUAGAAAAACUUUUUUUUUUAUGACAUUUGGGUGAAAGGUUCUUGGCGGUCAAGUGUGGAUUUAGCACCCAAACCUUUAGAAACUAAAGGCAGCUUUAAACUGGCAGAAAACUGAUUUUUUUGUGGUUUUAAAGCUGAAACCAGAAGUGCUGCCUCCUGCAGUCCUGUACUUCCUCUGCUGUCACACUCAAAUAUGGAGUCAAACUGGUUUGACAAGAACAAGUUGAACUGAGAGUCAGAGAGUUUCAGAGGGAGACACAGACUUCUGAUGUCAUGUUCCUUUGGCGGACUGUUUAGCUGACUUUUUAACUUAUGGUUCUUCAACCACUCUUCCAAACGAACAAUGAAGAACACCGGACCAAAAGCAGCGGAGUCCUGUACUUUGUGAUGAAGACACCAACUCAAUGAAAUCUGCCAGGAACAAAGGCAUCACAACACCACAAACAAAAUGAGUUUCCAUGACCAGUUGACAAAUGGAAACCAUCAGGACAGUGACGAGGAGCUGAAAACAGCGGACUGGGACGCAAGAAAUCCAAAAGGCAAAGACUUUCUGAAGCCAAAUCAGACGGAGAAAAGAUCCAUCAGUCCUCUGAGUCUACUCAAAGAGGAUCUAACCCAGUUGAAAGAAGGAGUUUUGAAAGUAUUCAAGGACAAGGAUGCAAAUUCUAGGGUGAGACAGUCCCAGGAGAAAACAAACAGCCCACUGGCUAUUCUCAAGGAGGACCUCUCCAAUGUUUUUAAAGUCGGUCUUUCAAAGGAGCGAGACAAUAAGGACAACUUAUCAAAGGCUGAUUCCUCCAGAGUGGAGAACCCUUUAACAAAUUUGUUUAGAAGAGACAAAAACCUUUUAGAGAAGUCCCCAAAACCAAAGGACGCUAAAGACUUAAUAGAACGAACUAAAGAUUCCAGGGAUGUUUCAUGUAUGCAGAGCAAAAGCAAUACUGAGGGAUCUAACAAGAAAAACUUGUUGAAUGAAUUAAAGCACAGCGACCUGGACACCAGUUGUGCUGAGGAGAAAGCUGUGGUGGUCAGGAGUUUGAUUCAAACACAACAAUGUGAGAUGACCUUAAAUACAGUUUCAGGGAGUAAAGAGGAGGACCCACUGGUAGAACGUCCUUCUCUGGAGUCUCUGCCACCCAGGACCACUUUAUUAAGCCUGAUAAGUUUAUCUGAGCAUCACCUGAGGGAAGAGGCAACAGAGGACCUUUGGUCACCAAAAAACUUUGCCUGCUAUUUGACCCUUGAUCCCAACACGGCCAAUUCAGAGCUCCGCCUGACUGAGCGAAACAGGAAGGCGACUCGUGUCUGGUUAAACGCCCCCAACCCGGAGCAUCCGGAGCGAUUUGAACAUUGUCCCCAAGUCCUGUGCAGGGAGGGGCUGCUGGACAAGGUAUACUGGGAGGUGAUCUGGAAAGGAGGUGCCGACAUUGGCGUUGCCUACAAUAAAAUCUCCAGAAAUGGCGACACGACGGGCUGUCUGCUGGGACACAACCAGUGGUCGUGGAGUCUGGAGUGCUCAGAGGGAAACUACACGCCAUGCCACAACAAGAAGAGAUUCGAGUCCUCUGCACCCGAACCUUUCAGCCACAGGGUCGGGGUUUACCUCAAUUGGUCUGCCGGAUCCCUAUCCUUCUACAGCGUCUCUCAGGAGGACAUGGUCCACCUCCACACCUUCACUUCUACUUUUACUGAGCCUCUGUACCCAGGAUUCUGGGUGUGGUCCUCUGAUGGCUUUGUGUCAUUGUGUCAGGUAGAGAUGGACUGGGAGAGGCUUCUGCAGUGACCACCAGUUUCUGGUUUGUUUUCCCCUUUAAAUCGUAUGUUCCCACUCAGACAAUCCUAAAAAAGUUGGGGAGUUUGACAAAUUCUAUCUCUAUCAUAUGCAAACAAACAGUCACUUUUUUUAUGACACCUCUGUCUCCAAGUAAACCUGAUGCUUCUGCAGCUAUAAGAAUCAUUAAGGAACCAAAUAAAACAAAAAU
Messenger RNA from Oryzias melastigma (Indian medaka), 2050 nucleotides. Its product is annotated as E3 ubiquitin-protein ligase TRIM69. Gene Ontology annotation, molecular function: protein binding. Lineage: Eukaryota; Metazoa; Chordata; Actinopteri; Beloniformes; Adrianichthyidae. The record is from RefSeq and is a predicted model, not a curated record.